Messenger RNA from Arachis stenosperma, 1756 nucleotides. Its product is annotated as pectin acetylesterase 8-like. The record is from RefSeq and is a predicted model, not a curated record. Gene Ontology annotation, biological process: cell wall organization. The transcript has 12 exons. Gene Ontology annotation, cellular component: plant-type cell wall. The coding region runs from base 258 to 1454 and encodes 398 amino acids. NCBI's taxonomy places the organism in Eukaryota, Viridiplantae, Streptophyta, Magnoliopsida, Fabales, Fabaceae. Gene Ontology annotation, molecular function: pectin acetylesterase activity.
UAAUUUAUAAUCAUAAAUUUUAAUACAUAAAUUAACUAAACCGUGAUUAGAAAAAAGGUGUUUCCAAUAUGUCCUUUCAACUUUAAAAACAAUUAGAUUAGAGAGGCCCACUUUUUAAUUUGAUUUUUCCAAAGGGUUGUCGGUUGCCAAUGCAAAGCUAGCAUGUUAGAAGGGGCAUCAGGGGGCUCAACAUUAUUAUUGCAACACACCUUAGCUUGUUCCAAGCCAUUCAUCACUCCAUCUUCUUCCAUUUCAGAAUGAAGGGCACAACAAUGGCAAAAUGGUUAAGUCUUCUGGUUUUUGUAGUUCUAUUGCUUAAGGCAGAAGGGGUUGAUGUAGGACUCACUUAUGUUCAAAGUGCUGUACCAAAAGGCGCUGUUUGCUUGGAUGGAAGUCCACCAGCUUACCACUUUGAUAAGGGGUUUGGAGCAGGAAUUAACAACUGGAUUGUUCACUUUGAGGGAGGAGGUUGGUGCAACAAUGCCUCUGUUUGUCUCGAUCGCAGGGACACUCGCUUAGGUUCAUCUAAGAAAAUGGAUCAGACAGCUUCCUUUUCUGGAUAUUUAAGCAACAAGCAAAAAUUUAACCCAGAUUUCUACAACUGGAACAGAAUCAAGGUUAGAUACUGUGACGGUUCAUCGUUUACCGGUGACGUGGAAGCAGUUGAUCCUAAAACCAAUUUGCACUACAGAGGAGGAAGGAUUUUUGUUGCUGUCAUUGAAGACUUGCUGGCAAAAGGAAUGAGAAAUGCUCAAAAUGCUAUUCUUUCAGGAUGUUCAGCAGGAGGAUUGACAGCAAUACUACAAUGCGAUCGCUUUAGAUCUCUAAUUCCGGCAGGAGCUAAAGCCAAAUGCAUUUCAGAUGCUGGUUAUUUCAUCAAUGUAAAGGAUGUCUCUGGAGCACAACACAUUCAAGAAUUCUACAGUCAAGUUGUUGCAACACAUGGAUCGGCGAAGAAUUUGCCUGCCUCGUGCACUUCAAGACUGAGCCCAGGGCUGUGUUUCUUCCCAGAGAAUGUGGUAUCACAGAUCAGGACACCAAUUUUCUUUGUUAAUGCAGCAUAUGACUCAUGGCAGAUAAAGAACAUAUUGGCACCGGGUGUUGCUGAUCCGCACGGGCAAUGGCGCGAUUGCAAGCUUGAUAUUAAGAAAUGUUCUUCUGCUCAACUCAGUGUAAUGCAAGGGUUCAGGACGAACUUCUUGAGCGCAUUGAGUGGAGUGGGGAGCACGCCAGCUCGGGGGAAGUUCAUAGACGGAUGCUACGCUCACUGCCAAAUGGGAACCCAAGAGACAUGGAUGAGAGCUGACUCGCCUGUGUUGGCCAAAACAACAAUCGCCAAGGCUGUCGGAGAUUGGUAUUAUGAGAGAAGGCCAUUCCAUGAGAUUGAUUGCACUUACCCUUGCAACCCCACCUGCCACAACCGUAUCUUUGAUAACAACCGCUCAGAUGAUUAGACAUUUAUUAAAAGAAGACUUACGUGUAGUUGUGAAGUUGAUAGUUCAAAACUGUUAGAUGAUUCUAACGUUUUUAAAUAUCAAUAAAGAUAACUGCACGUGAGUCACCAAUUUAUUAUUAUUGCACAUUAAAGUGAACGGCAAAAUAUAUCAUUUGUAAUUUAUUAAACAAGUCAGCCAAGGAAAGGCGGCACUCUCCAGUCUCCACGCAUAGUAAUGACUAGUUGAAUGUCACAACUACUUAUAGUCUGCUAUAUAUACGCUUAAUAAAAUGGAACAAUAAAUUUGGGCCUCUUCAUAUU